ACAACAACAACUAUUACCUUUGAUUUUACCGUCAAAUGUCUUCGUUCUCUUUAACAAAAAUGAAUCAAGUUUGGCUGCUCUUCAGGGCUCUGGAGAUGAUAUUCGAAUCGAUCUGCAUGGCUAUUCACAUGGUGGCCUCGUUGCACUUUGCGGAGCCGAUGCCACACUGUCUCAUCUUUUGUGGCACCUUUAUCGGCUACCUGCUCCUUGCGUUCAUCCGUUGGGUGCGGCUCAUAAGCGGGCAGCGCACUCUGCUGCAUCCGGCUAUGUUUAUUAGCCUUUCCGGCAUGCUCUUGCAUUUCAUCUGUGCCUUGCUGUCCAUGAACUAUGCGGAAAAUGAUUUUCAUUUGAAAUAUAUGGGACCGCAAGAGGAGCUGGAUCAUGUAUUCUUCGGCUUCUGCAAGCAGCAGAGUGUGGUAUGCAUUGUAACUGGAGCAAUAUAUCUAAUGCAAUCCAUACUGUUGCUGGAUCUGAUUGUCAAGUUGACGCCAAAUGCGGACUUGAACCCAAUUCAAAUUAUCAGAGAGCCACCCGCUUGGGAUGAUUCGUUUAAGAAAAUGACCAAUGAAGAGCUUGAUAGCCUGGCCAGAACAACGGCAGAUAUAUAUUUUCUCGGCAAAAAAAUUGACUAUUGGCUGCGCGGCAAGUCCAAAUGGUUUCGCCAAUUAGCUGGUGGCCAGGAGAUGUUAGCGUUCAACAGGGCGAACGUUGAAAGUUAUGAUGUAUCUCAAACUCUAUCAAUUGAUAUCACCAUACGUGAAUUCAAAGAUGAGAUACCGCGCCAUUUGCCUAAUGAUUUAAAUGAAGAACCUAAAAGAGAUUUGGAACAAGCUAAGUCGUUAGGUGAUCUGCAGGAAGAUGUCGAAGAUGAAGAUGAGGAUGAAGAUGUUGCUGCAGACGACGAGAAGAAUAUUAGACGCUGACGACUCCUAACGAUUUAGUACGAAUAAACACGACUGCUCACGAAACACACGGCUCAACACGAGUCAGUUGAACUAACACGACUCAGUACGACUUUACCGAGCAUGCAAUCCACGAUCCAUGUAAUCCACACGACCUAACACGACACAGAACGAAUUAGCCAAGACAGUCAGAGAAGACAAUUAUUAUAUUUUUUUUUUCAAUAACAAACAAUUUUGUAUACUGAAUGUCUUUGUAGCAUGCGUAAAUUUGUAGCUCGUUUAAGAAAUAAACACGACUUAACAUGACUUAACCAGGGCAGCUGCAAAGGAGAAAUCAAUAUUAAAAGCAAAAGGAAAGGUUUGAGUCUUUUUGUGAAAUAAACCGACAAACGCUCAUCGCUAGCCCAUAAAUAGAAAA
Messenger RNA from Drosophila virilis, 1320 nucleotides. RefSeq lists its product as uncharacterized. The record is from RefSeq and is a predicted model, not a curated record. Lineage: Eukaryota; Metazoa; Arthropoda; Insecta; Diptera; Drosophilidae.